Messenger RNA from Cyclopterus lumpus (lumpfish), 1957 nucleotides. RefSeq names its product tetraspanin 4b (gene tspan4b). Bases 411 to 1109 code for a protein of 232 amino acids. Gene Ontology annotation, cellular component: membrane. The transcript has 8 exons. Lineage: Eukaryota; Metazoa; Chordata; Actinopteri; Perciformes; Cyclopteridae. The record is from RefSeq and is a predicted model, not a curated record.
GCAAGAGAGAGAGAGACAGAGAGAGUGAUAGACAGAGAGAGAGAGAGAGAGAGAGAACAAGAGAUAGAGAGAGAGAGAGAGAGAGAGAGAGAGCGAGGAGAGAGAGAGAGAGAGCGAGAGAAAGAGAGAGAGAGAAAAAGAGAGCGCAAGAGCAUUUCUGUUAAGAAGAGGAAACAAAAAGUAGAGUAAAACCUCUAGAUUCAAUGUAAAGUCACAUAGAUUGAAUCGACAGUUCUGAAUCGUGGAAGAGGACCAGUUGAUUUGAGGUUCAGACGAACAACGUCUACCAGUGAAGAACAAUAGAGAGGAAGAGAAGAGAAGGAAACUGGUUUGCCUGGCAGCUUCUGGGACCAAUGCGAAGAGGAAGACUCGGAGAGGAGCGGGACAAAGAAUAGAAACUCACCUUCAGGAUGUCAGUGUCUCGGAGGUGUUUGUGCUGUGUCAAAUAUUUGAUGUUUGUCUUUAACCUCAUCUUCUGGCUAGGAGGAUGCGGCUUGUUUGGCAUUGGAGUCUGGCUGUCCUUCACCCAGGCAGAGUUCUCCUCUCUUCCCCUGUCCUUUCCAUCCCUCUCAGCUGCCAACCUGCUGCUGGUCGCCGGUGGCAUCACCAUGGUGACUGGCUUCCUGGGUUGUCUCGGAGCCCUGAAAGAGCAACGCUGCCUGUUGUUCAUGUUCUUUGUGAUUCUUCUGCUCCUGGUCCUGACAGAGGCCACUCUCAUAUUGGUUAUACACAUCUUCCAUGACAAGCUGGAUUCCAAAGCACAAGGUGAAUUAAAGGACGGUAUGAAGAUUUAUGAAUCAGAAGCUGGACUGAAAAAAUCCUGGGACAACGUCCAGAAAAUGUUCAAAUGCUGUGGAGUAACUAACAAAACAGACUGGUAUGAUGUGCUGAAUGGAACGCUGCCGUCAUCCUGCUGCUCCGUUGGAACAGACCACUGUGUUGACGGAUGGAGUGAGCCGUGUUAUCAGAAGGCCAGGCAGUGGCUGCUGGAUAACAUCCCAUCAGUUCUGGUGUUUGGCCUGUGUAUUGGUGUUGUGCAGAUCCUGGCCCUGGUGUUCUCCUUGUUGAUGUACUGUCAAAUUCUAUGUGCUGAGAAGGACUUGGACUGACUGCAGACCAGCUGUUCACUGGCUCCUGAUAGGAAAGCUCAUCACAAACUCCACUGGGAUCUCAAGACAUCCUCAAAACCUUAUCCGAACUUUCAAAACCCCCAAUCCACACUGCGUUGCUCCACUGCUUACUCUGGUUUCGGACUGAACACGGGUGCCUUUCAAAUGCGCUGAGGCAUUGUUCUUAAGAAUUAACAUUCCCAAAAAAUCUAUAGUAACUCUAUCCAACCAUAUCAGUGGGCGAUCAACAGUAGUAACAGACUGAGGAGGUUUGGUAGUACCAGUCAUGAAAUAUAGUAUAGGGAACAUCAUGGUUUAAGGUUUCAUUUUCCCACUAGAAUUCAUCAGACUCCGAGCAAAACAAAUGACGGUGAAAUAAGCUUAAUGCAUUGCUCCUGGAGAAUAACCUGAGAGGAACAUUGGGUCCUCGGUCAUCUUACAGGAACCUCUGGCUUAUUAUACAGUAUUUUGUUUCCAGAGUUGCAUAUUUUAUAAUAAUGUCACACAUAGGAAAGAAUAGAGUGGCAUUUGUUAUUAUUCUUCUUAUCAUAUUUCUGUUUAAUGAAACAACAAGACAUGCAUUCUCUUAUUUAGUAGGGCUGUUCCUCACCAUUCCUAAUUUCAUUUUCUGGAUUUCAUUAUUUGUCCACAAUGUCAAGAAGAGAGGACAAGUAAUAAUAACUUAACAUAAAGAACACUCUUUACAUAGCACUAUAGUUCACUUUGUUAAUAUGUUAAAGCCUUGUAUAUAUUGCUAAACUAUAUGAGCAUUUGAGUGACUUCACAGUUUUACAAUGCUCUUAUUUCAAUCUAUUUGAUCUAAUCAUGACAGCGAUAUUUUGAAGAUA